AGUAGAUAGUAGCUCACAGCGAAGAGCACCCGAAAGAUUAUUUGACGAAUAAUGGAGCCGUCCGCGAACAAAUCUCCCUGCGAGGAUCUUCUCCUCUUCAAGCAGGGCUUGGAUUUCCGGUUAACCGAGUUCCUCGAGCAACAACGCCGCAUCCUCCAGACGCACGACCUGCUGAUAUCAAAUGCAAAAGUGUCUGGGUCUGGAAGAGUGCAUGUUUGUCAUGCUUGUCUGGCAUGAUUCUUAACUCUGUCAUGCCCGUUACCCAAGAGGCCCACUUUUCUGUCAUGCAGAAACGCCUUCUGUCAUGCAGAGUAGGCAACACCUAGAAGCUCAGAAACUUGUCAUGCUGAGCCAGCACUUGCGGCCUUCUCAUGAUACGACACCCAGCAUCACAAGUUUCCAGACCCAGACAUUUUUGCAAUCGAUAGCUGACGCAGAAAUGCGACGAAUUGGAGUCCAAGCGGCUCAUCGCACAGUCCGCAAAUUCGGAAGCGAGUGCGAACGCCGGGUCGCUUACCAGUCAGGCCAGCAAGUCCAAUCCGGUGAGGCAACUGUUGAAGAACCAGACGAAGGAAUUGAAAGAGGUGUCGCAAACCUUGAUCAAGGAACGGCAGGACAAGCAGGUGUUGCAAGACGAAAUUAAGAGAUUGCGAAACUGGUUUUCCACCCUCCCGCUGCGCGACGGCCGGGACACGGGAGGGUUCGCGGAUCCGUUCUCGGUAAACGAUCUAUCCUGAGUAAAAACGUACCCACCCCAGAGUUGUAAUGCAGAUUUGCAAUGACAAAGACAUUUGUGAUGCGCAUCCCCAUGAGAGCCAUUUCUAAUCGUGUUUUGGAAUUUGUGAUGCUGUGAACAGGAUCAGCAGGUCGAUUUGUGAUGCGGCUCUCCUUGCUAACUUGCACUACCUUACGGACUGAAACUUGUCAUGCGUGACUCCCAAAACUCCGAGGUUUGUGUUGCAAAGUCCCCAUCUUGACUCUGGUAUGGGUACGUUUUUACUCAGGAUACGAUCCAGCGAUGCUUCACCAGCGGGGCAGGAGCGGCAGCAACGGUCGGAGGAAAGGAAGAGGAGGAAAUCAGAGUAGGUCUUCGUCUGCUUCCAAGAAGCGGGGAGUGAACGAUCGCAGGAUGAUGUCCUCUCCAGGAAGAGGAAGACCCGGAGAGCGUGGUUCUGGGAACAGAAAUGUGAGUUUUGAUGACCAGGUGGAAAAUGUGAAAGAUGAAAACCUUUUACCUGCGUUUCUGCGCUCACCAUCGCAGGUGCCACUACCGAAGACACCGAUGGAUGAGAAUUUGUAAGAGCAGGAGCAGUUGUUUUGUGAAAAAUUGAGCGGCAUUGACUACUGCGAUACGGUCGAUGAAAUUUUCAACAAGUGCGUUCGUUUGCC
Amoebophrya sp. A120 is the source of this 1389-nucleotide messenger RNA. The record is from the annotation of a GenBank genome assembly. NCBI's taxonomy places the organism in Eukaryota, Dinophyceae, Syndiniales, Amoebophryaceae.